Messenger RNA from Helianthus annuus (common sunflower), 3057 nucleotides. RefSeq lists its product as uncharacterized. The transcript is spliced from 4 exons. The record is from RefSeq and is a predicted model, not a curated record. NCBI's taxonomy places the organism in Eukaryota, Viridiplantae, Streptophyta, Magnoliopsida, Asterales, Asteraceae. The coding region runs from base 659 to 2806 and encodes 715 amino acids.
CGGAAAACACCACCAUAUUCAGUUUCAUCUCUCAAACUCAUCGACAAUUUAACUCAAAAGAUCACAACUUACAACACUACACAUUCACCAUUUCUUGAAAACCCAACACUCAAACCUCAAGAAAAACAACACCCAUCUCCUCAAUUUCUCCAAAGCUUCAAUCUUUUUCAAUCUUCAUCACACCCCUCAUCAAUCUUGACCCAAUAUACACUCAUUCUUCCCCUAAUCCUUGAAAACCCAACAUUAAAACAUCAAGAAAAUCAACACCCACCUUCUCAAUUUCAGUAAAGCUUCAAUCUUUACCCAAAAUACAUUCAUUUUUACCCUAAUUCUUGAAAACCCGACACUCAAAGAUCAAGAAAAUCAACACCCACCUUCUCAAUUUCAGUAAAGUUUCAAUCUUUACCAAUCUUGACCCAAAAUACAUUCAAUUUUCUCAAUUUCUUGAAAACCCAACAUUCAAAGAUCAAGAAUAUCAACACCCACCUUCUCAAUUUCAGUAAAGUUUCAAUCUUUAUCAAUCUUGACCCAAAAUACAUUGAAUUUUCACAAUUUCUUGAAAACCCAACAUUAAAACAUCAAGAAAAUCAACACCCACCAUCUGAAUUGCUAUAAAGUUUCAAUCUUUAACACACCCACCAUCAAAUCUUGACCCAAAAUGGUGGUAAAGAUGAUGAAAUGGAGACCUUGGCCACCAAUAUUAUCAAGAAAGUUUGAGGUGAAAUUGGUGGUGAAGAAGAUGGAAUUUGGGGGUUGUGAUCCUGUACAUGCGGACACAGAGAAAGAUUAUCAUAGGGUUGUGGAGAUCAAGUGGAAAGGACCCAAGAUCACUCUUGGUUCAUUGAGGAGAACAGUGAAGAGAGAGGUUACAAAAGAUGGGAGUAUUGUUGAUCCAAACGGUGUCGUUUUGUGGGAUCAAGAAUUUUGUUCAGUUUGUACCCUUUCUGGGUAUAAAGAAAAUGAGUUUCUUCCUUGGGAGAUUGGGUUCAAAGUCUUGAAUGGAUCAAACACGGGCCCGAAGAAUAAAGUUCCUUUAAUCGGAAAGGCGUAUUUAAAUCUCGCUGAAUUUGCUUCUUCUGCCAAUGAAAAGGAAUUUGAACUUAACAUUCCGCUGAUCGUUCCAUCUGGAGCAACCGAAUUUCCCCCCUCUCUUCAUAUAUCGCUUAGCAUGGUGGAGUUGAGAGCCCCUCAACCAGUCGAGUCAACGCAAAGUCAAAGUCAAACAUCCGAAACUUCAUCGGGAGAGAAAGACGAGCAUUCUAAACUCAAAUCCGGAUUAAAAAAAGUAAAAAAUUUUAAGGAGUACGUAUCAAUUCGAAGAGGUAAUAAAAAACCGUCUCAUGUGGCCGAACACGAAAUUAGCGAAAGCAGGAGUGACGAAGGUGACUAUCCCAAUCUCGUUGACUUUGACUCACUGGACGAAUCACAAGACGGCAACAUGGAAAACGCAACAAUUCGGAAAUCGUUCAGCUACGGAACUUUAGCAUACGCAAAUUGGGCCGGCGGGUCGUUGUUUGAGGACAACGUUUAUUAUAGUAACCAGAAAUCGGAUGACGGUUGCUCGCCAGAAGAGGAUUUGACCGCUUCGGUUUUCGAACAGAGCGUAAUUCAAAACUCGAAACGUAGCAUUUUACCGUGGAAGAAAAGGAAACUGAAUUUUAAAUCACCGAAACCGAAGGGGGAGCCGCUGUUAAAGAAAGACUAUGGUGAAGAAGGUGGAGAUGAUAUUGACUUUGACCGCCGUCAACUCAGCUCCGAUGAAUCUCUUGCUGGGUGUCAUAAAUCCGAUGAAGACUCGUGUACGAACCCACAUGUGGUAUCCGAGUUCGGGGACGAUAGUUUUGCGGUCGGAAAUUGGGAAAAUAGGGAUAUAAUCAGCCGUGACGGGUGCAUGAAGCUUAAGACGCAAGUCUUCUUUGCUUCAAUCGAUCAACGAAGCGAACAGGCGGCCGGAGAGAGCGCGUGCACCGCCCUCGUGGCGGUGAUCGCGGAUUGGUUCCAAAACAAUCACCAUCUCAUGCCGAUCAAAUCACAAUUCGAUUCUCUAAUACGAGAAGGCUCGUCAGAGUGGAGAAACCUCUGCGAUAACGAAAAUUACAUGAUCCGUUUUCCCGAUAAACAUUUCGACCUGGAAACCGUUCUCGAAGCCAAUCUACGCCCGCUAACCGUAACCCCGGGAAAAUCUUUCGUCGGCUUUUUCCAUCCGGACGAGUCCAACGAGGGUAGUUUCGACUUUUUACAUGGAGCAAUGUCGUUCGAUAACAUGUGGGACGAGAUUAGCCGUGAAUCGGAAGCUUCUAGAAACAACGAGCCGCAAGUUUACAUCGUGAGCUGGAACGACCACUUUUUCUUGUUGAAAGUUGACUCCAAUGCUUAUUACAUUAUCGACACGUUAGGCGAACGGCUUUUUGAAGGGUGUGAUCAAGCGUAUAUCUUGAAAUUUGAUCGAGAUUCAGUGAUCUUCGAAAUGCCUGAACAAAUCUGCAGUUCUGAGGACUCUGCAGAAAAGUCAACAGAGGGUCCUUCGGAAAAGUCAACGGAAAAGUCAACUGAAGAAAGCGAGGUUAUUUGUCGCGGUAAAGAGUCUUGUAAGGAGUAUAUAAAAAGUUUCUUAGCUGCUAUUCCUAUUAGGGAACUGCAAGCAGAUAUCAAGAAAGGUUUAAUUUCGUCGACUUUGAUUCAUCACCGGCUGCAGAUUGAGUUCCAUUAUACGCGGUCACUGCCGCCACAAACACCGCCACAAGCUGCCGACAGUGUUCAAGUGGCGGUCACUGCCACGUCAGCACCGAUAACUGAGGCUGUAUAAGAGGAGGAUAUGUGAGUUUGUAAGAUCACUAAAGUGGUCAAUAUAAAUGUGAGUUUGCAAGUAUUUGACUUUUUCCGUUGACUUUUCUCUUUUUUUUUUUGUGGGAAGGGACAGUGGUUUGUAAAAAAAACUGAAAAAGGUAAAGUGUUGAUAAGUCAUAACCUCUGUAGUUUAAUGUUUUAAUGUUGUAGUGAGUUGUACUAUGUGCAAUGGAACUUGUACUUAAUGUAGUUUUCUCAAUAUGUUUGUUA